GUUCGGAUCAAGAGGGAACCCCUGCCAAGAAGAUAGGGGCUGCAUUGCAACGGUCGUCUUGUCGCCCGGAUCUAUCCGGAGCUGUUUGACAGUCAUGUCACCGCCGGCGUCGCUGUUCGUCGCUCUUAACACUCGACAUCGCGAUGGUCCCCUAAACGUACCUCCCGUUGCCCGAAUCGGUUUCUCUAACUCGCCAUUUUCAGAGCCAAGUCAGUUGACCGACAUUCUCGCAGAUCGAAGCAAUGCUAAAGCUCCUAUUUUUGGAACUGAUACCGGAUGGCUCGGGACAUUUCUCUCUUGACAGUUCUCUAGCGAAGCCUAUAAAGGUCAGUUUGCCGGGUAAAGGACCUCGAGGGAGGAGUGGCUUGAGGAAGAGGUUCGCCAAGAAGGAGACCACAACAAUGGUCGUUAUCCACCUCUGUCCCCUGCCGGUUCACCGGGUGGGCCUUCCAAGAGUCAGUCGUAGGGCUGAGAUACGGCGAGGCUCUUCUUGAUGAUCAUUGCCAAGCUUUUGGAGUUUGUAGGAUCUGAGGGCGGCACGGCGGGAACGCUUGGAGGAGUGCCCAGCUUCAACUUCAGCCCCGAAGCCUCAUUGUCCCCCUGACCGGGCGCCCUCCCAUAUGUUUCUUGUGCCUUUAAAAGGUCCGACCACCCUCCUUCGUUGGGACUGACAUUGUCACCAGAGUCUCUUGUCUUCUGGUCUCAGCUAAGGCCGAUAUCGUCAAGGCUGACUGACUGAUUGCUGUGAGCACCUUUCCAUUGUUGAUGACAGCGUCACUUCUCGCCUUGUGGUUAAGGGCGAUUUGUGUUCAGAGAAACACAUAUCCCACAAAACCACAUACAGGGCAGAAAGAACCCUUGCGCCUCAGGCAUCAUACCUUCUGGCGAAUCGGUUCGUUUGAUGAUGUCGCACAGAAUGGGAGGCUGAGAUCCCAGGCACGAACCGAACUCAUGGGCAGUGCAAGGCUCCGCCCCCUAGGUGUUUUGCCCCGCCCUGUGAAUGGGGGCGGGGGCUUCCAUUGGCGAACGCUCCCAGUGGGUCACUUUCCCAGAAAUUGUGGGACCGACCCAAACAGUAAUUGCCCCGGAUACAAGUAAGGUACCAACAGAACAUCACCUGCAAAUAUCGGAUCUUCUUUCCGCAUGAAAAGCCGCUCACUGUCAUAUGGAGACGAACCCAUUCACUCCGACAUCAAGUACUACAUGAUACAGCCAUAGGCUUUUGAAAAGGCAGGAAAGCAAAACAUUCCUUGAUUGCCAAGCCGAUCUCGCAGUAUGGUGAGCACGCAAGUAGUAGAGGUAAUCGCCUCUACAUUUUAUCAUAUAAGAUGCACGUCAGCUCGAAUCGUCGGAUUUGAUGAUAGAUCGCCAGCUACGGUACAAGCCAGUGAAUUCUGCAUCCCUUGAAUUACCUUACAUUAUCAUUUCAUCCCUUGACGUUCUCACAUUCAGCAUUGCACCAACGGAAGUGGCAAAGAGCAAACAGCUUUAAUGCUAGUUAUAUGCCAAGUACGGCAACGACAAAGGAAAGGAGCUCUGUCGCAGUAAACCGGCAGCACCGAAACUGCAGAAAGGAGUCACGGUACAAAAUGACAGACCUCGACCAUUCUCCCCCCCGCAACAUCUCCCCAAAUCGCCAUCAUCAACAAACCAUCACAAACCAAGCCUCAUACAACGACCCAAUCAUGUCACAUCAAGGCAAGAAAGAGGAAGGCACUGCCUUGUCGAGAGGGUUCAAAAGAUUAUCUGGAGUUUUCAAGAAAAAGUCAGAGUCCGAUCUGCGAGACCAGGGUCAAGUCUCCCAACCCAUCAGUACCGUCUGCGAUACCUUCGCCCCGAAUAACCCCUUCGCCAACUCCGAGGCAGCCCCGCCCUCUUACAGCGAGGCCAUGUCAGGCAAGCCCGGGGGAUCUAGUUCCAUUCCCGCCAUCGCGGCGAAAGGCAACCAGCUACAUGCCUCGAAUCACCAAGACCCGGGCGCCUCGACCUCCUUUCAACGGCGUGUGACCCUAAACGGGCAAGUCAUCACCGACAUCGACGACCCCUACGCCUUUCUCUCCAUCUUCGACACGGUCUUCCUCAUCGACGACAGCGGCUCGAUGAUUGGCCAGCGGUGGUCCGAAGCCAGGGACGCCAUUGCCGCCAUCGCCCCCGUCUGCGUCGCUCACGAUAAGGACGGUGUCGACCUUCACUUCCUGAACCACCCCCGAAGUUACACGAACAUCACCUCGGCCGCCAAGGUCAAUCAAAUCUUCAACAGCGUUCACCCGUCUGGACGCACGUUAACAGGCCAGCGCAUCUGGGACAUUCUGGGCCCGUAUCUAAAGAUGUACACGCGGGGUUUCGGGCAUUCUAGCUGGGACCCGGAGAAGACGGGCGUGAAGCCGGUGAACCUGAUUGUGAUCACGGACGGGGAUCCACAGGAUGAUCCGGAGUCGAGGAUCUUACAAGUCAUCAAGGAGUUGGAGAGAGUCAAUGCCCCUCCUUAUCAAAUUGGAAUUCAGUUCUUCCAGGUCGGAGAUGACCCGAGGGCUAGGGCGGCGCUGGCGGAGCUGGAUGACGAGCUGGGUGGUGAGAAAUCGAGGGAUAUGGUUGAUACCGUGACGUGGGACAAUGGAGAUACAAGAGCGAGGCAGUUGGAGGGAGAGAAAAUGCUCAAGAUUGUGUUGGGGAGUGUGGUCAAGAGGCUAGAUCGUCGGCCGGCGGCUGGUAAGGACAAAACGGCGAAGAGAUAUUAGGCCAAACUAUUGCCUUAUUUUACCUUUCUACCUGGCUUUUUUGGGGUUGGCGUGGCUAUGAUCAACAACUCGGAGUUCGGGUUGCUACCUUGACGGUUCGGGCCAAUGGAGGACCAAUCAAUGCAUCAACGGCGCCCAUGGUAUGUCCUGAACUCUGAGGACAUUUGGGGGGUUAUAGGUGUAUUCUUACACGGAAUACCGCCUGAUUUUGGGAAAGCGUUCAGCAAGUUCCAUAGGAAUUUCUUAUCGUUUUUAGUUACUGGAGACAGCCUGUCCUUCGACAGCAAACAAUCAACAUCACAAGCGCUCGAACACUACAAGUCGAUCAGCUCUAUAUACCCCUA
This is a messenger RNA of Neurospora crassa OR74A, 3082 nucleotides long. RefSeq names its product von Willebrand factor. The record is from RefSeq and is a predicted model, not a curated record. The transcript is spliced from 2 exons. Lineage: Eukaryota; Fungi; Ascomycota; Sordariomycetes; Sordariales; Sordariaceae. The coding region runs from base 1503 to 2738 and encodes 411 amino acids.